Messenger RNA from Mercenaria mercenaria, 1606 nucleotides. Its product is annotated as glycine receptor subunit alpha-2-like. Gene Ontology annotation, biological process: chemical synaptic transmission; chloride transmembrane transport; nervous system process. Gene Ontology annotation, cellular component: synapse; neuron projection; membrane. Gene Ontology annotation, molecular function: extracellular ligand-gated monoatomic ion channel activity; neurotransmitter receptor activity; transmembrane signaling receptor activity. The transcript has 8 exons. NCBI's taxonomy places the organism in Eukaryota, Metazoa, Mollusca, Bivalvia, Venerida, Veneridae. The record is from RefSeq and is a predicted model, not a curated record. The coding region runs from base 150 to 1310 and encodes 386 amino acids.
GCCGGCAACUGUGUGAGUCAUUAAAUAUUCAUGCGGUUACUGAUAAUUCUUAGCAGAACUUUAUGUUAUUCAUAUUCUAAUCUGAUAUGAAAUUAUUGUGUUUUAUUAGAAUAAUGUAACGUUUCCUUCUGGUUUUAAACAGAAAUAACAUGGACCUGUAUGCCAUUCCUUAUAUUUAUGUUUUCGGAUGUUCGAUUGUGCUGGAAAUAUUCGCACAAGAAACCACAAGACGGGAUAUCACUGCAUACCUGCUGAAUGAAAAGAGAUAUGAUCCAUAUACGGCUCCAGAAUUGGAUGAGGAUUUUCCAACCAACGUUACUAUUCAAAUCAUGAUUCAUAACAUGCACUCUGUUGAUGAGGUAGCGAUGGAAUAUUCUAUAGAUGUAUAUCUGCGUAUGUGGUGGCGAGAUGCUCGUCUCGAUUUCAGAGAAAUUACAAAUUCGACAAAGAAGCUUGAACUUGAUGCAAGGCAGACUGACAAAGUAUGGCAGCCAAACAUCUUUUUUGAAAACGAAAAACGAGCGUUUGUUCACGCCGUUCCAACGACAAACGAACUUAUGCAUAUUUACAGCAAUGGGACAGUAGUCAACAGUAUCAGAUUGUCGUUAACGCUGACUUGCAUUAUGUCCUUACACUACUAUCCAUUUGAUGCUCAGACAUGUCCUCUCUUCAUUCAAAGUUUCGGCUACACAACAGACAACAUAAAUCUACAAUGGCACGGUACAAACCCAAUUAAUAUAAGCGAUCUGAAGAUGCCACAGUAUACUUUACUAGAAGAUGAAACUGUGACGUCUAAGUAUGACUUAAAGUACCGGGAAAUGGGUGUAUUUUCAACACUAAAAGUUGAGCUAAAUUUGUCGAGGAAAACUGGCUACUAUAUCUUGCAAGUCUUCAUCCCAAGUAUCUUUCUAGUGGUUUUGUCUUGGGUCUCAUUCUGGGUUGAUCCGGAUGCAGUACCAGCACGUGUCUCGCUUGGCGUCACGUGUGUUCUUACGAUGACGACACAAAGUGCCGGCGUACACCAAACACUGCCACCAGUUUCUUAUGUGAAAUCGAUUGAUGUUUGGAUGUUUGUGUGUCUUCUGUUCGUGUUUGCUUCUCUCCUUGAAUUCGCCUGUGUCAACGUUCUAAUACAGAAUAAAUAUAAGAACAAUAAGAAGAAUGUUUCCGAAGACAAGAAAACGUUUGACUCAUCAGCAUAUGGCCAAAGAGAGAAAGCUUUACAGGUCGACAAAAUUUCGAAAUUUGUGUUUCCUAGCACAUACAUAUUGUUUGCUUUUAUUUUCUUUAUGGUGUCUGGCUUGGCAUAAAGCAAAUGGAGGAAAUCUGUUGAGAUAUUUUAAAAAUCUACUUGUCCUAAACUACUCUUAUUAACAUAUAUUGUUGACAUGGAUGUGAAGGUUUUGGCGGUAGUUUUGAGUGUAACAAGGGACAAAAAAACACACGGUAACCUAAACAAAGUUGUACAUAUUUUUACAUAUUAUACAAACAAAAUGUUUUACACUUUGUUAGGCACGUUGUUUCAGAUAUUAAGGACAGACAACUCGUGCAGACAUGGUAGAGGAAAUAAAAGUUAUAUUGCAAUAAAGAAUUGUAAUAAUCAUAA